Periophthalmus magnuspinnatus is the source of this 14170-nucleotide messenger RNA. RefSeq names its product low density lipoprotein receptor-related protein 2a (gene lrp2a). Gene Ontology annotation, molecular function: calcium ion binding; protein binding. NCBI's taxonomy places the organism in Eukaryota, Metazoa, Chordata, Actinopteri, Gobiiformes, Gobiidae. The record is from RefSeq and is a predicted model, not a curated record.
AUGUGGAGAGCACUGCUAGUUAAACUCCUUCUCGUCUUCAUUUGCAGUGUUAGUUGGUGCCACUCUGAGGGAUGUGAGUUGGGACAAUUCCAGUGCGGGGCAGGACGCUGUAUCCCAGACGACUGGCAUUGUGACGGGACAUCUGACUGUGCAGACGACUCUGAUGAGCAAGACUGCCCUCCUGUGACGUGUGGUAGCCUCUUCCAAUGUCUAAGUGAUGGGGACUGUAUCUCAGAACUGUGGGUGUGCGAUGGUGAGGAAGACUGUGAGGAUGGCUCUGAUGAAAGGCAAAAUUGCCCUGGGAGGACAUGCACCAGUGGCCAGUUCACCUGCAGUGAUGGGAUGUGUAUCCCGGCUGAAUACCGCUGUGACCGGCUGGCUGACUGCUCGGAUGCGUCUGAUGAGAGAGACUGCCAUUACCCAGCAUGCCCAGAGCUGAGAUGCGCCAAUGGGGCCUGUUACAACCGCACUCAGCGAUGUGACCAAAUCCUGGACUGUCGUGAUGGCUCUGAUGAGGCAAAUUGCACACAGCAGUGCAAUUCGGGCCUCUUCCCUUGUCAUAAUGGCGCAUGUGUUCCUCAGCGCUACGUCUGUGAUCAUGAUGAUGACUGUGGUGACCGAAGUGAUGAGCUAAACUGCUCAUAUCCAACUUGCAAAGGGAACUACUUCACUUGUCCUAGUGGCCGCUGUAUUCACCAAGUAUCUUGUGAUGGAGAGGACGACUGUGAAGACAACGCUGAUGAAAAAGGAUGUGAUAAUAUACUAAGGGAGUGUUACCCAGGAGAAUGGGCUUGUCCUUCAUCCGGGUUGUGUAUACCCAUGGAUCAGCUAUGUGAUGGGACAAUACACUGUCCACAUGGAGAAGAUGAAACCAACAUUACCGCUGCCACACACUGCAGUAUUUGGAAAUGUGCCUCCCUGAGCUGUGAGCACCGUUGCCAUGCUUCUCCUGAUGGGGGCACGUGUUCAUGUCCCACUGGAUACAUUGUCAGCAACAACUCUCGGUCUUGCACAGACUUUGAUGACUGCUCAAUGUGGGGAGUGUGUGACCAGGUGUGUGAAGACCGGGCUGGUUCUCAUCACUGUAGCUGCCAUCCGGGGUACACACUGGAACAGCAUAGAUAUUGCAGAGCUAAUGUAUCAACUGGAGCACCGUCUCUGUUGUUUUCAAACGGAAGAGACUUGUUAAUAGGUGACAUCCAUGGCAACAACUAUCGCACGCUGAUUCAUUCACAAAACCGUGGCGUUGCAGUGGGAGUGGACUUCCAUUACAAUCUUCAGAGGAUAUUCUGGUCGGACACAAUUCAAAAUAAGGUGUUUUCGGUGGAUAUGGACGGUUCCAACGUGCAGGUGGUUUUAAAUGUAUCAGUUGACUACCCUGAGAACCUUGCGGUGGAUUGGGUGAACAAUAAACUGUAUGUGGUGGAGGCCAGUGUCAACAGGAUUGACAUGGUGGACUUUGAUGGGAGUAACCGGGUCACGCUCAUCACUGAAAACCUUGGAAAUCCUAGAGGGCUGGCGGUGGACCCCACAGUCGGGUAUAUGUUUUUCUCUGAUUGGGAGGCACUAAAUGGACAGCCAGGUCUUGAACGGGCCUACAUGGAUGGAACCAACCGCUAUGGCAUCAUACGGAGCAAAUUGGGCUGGCCCGCUGGCAUCACAGUUGAUAUUGAGGCACAACAUUACUGGGUUGAUAGCCGCUAUGACUACAUAGAGACGGCAACAUAUGAUGGCCUUUAUAGGAAAACUGUGGUUCAUGGAGGAGCAGCAGUCCCCCACCCAUUUGGCAUCAGUCUGUUUGAACACACUGUCUACUUCACAGACUGGACAAAGAUGGCUGUGAUGAAAGCUAACAAGUUCACUGACUCAAACCCUCAAGUGGUCUACCGCACAUCUCAAACUCCACAUGGUGUUGCUGUCAUCCAUCCACUCAAACAGCCCUACGUGUCAAGCCCGUGCAGUGUCAACAGAGGUGGCUGUGAGCAGAUUUGUGUCCUGAGCCACAGGAGUGACAAUGGGGGACUGGGGUACCGCUGUAAAUGCAGAAUGGGUUAUGACCUGCAUAAUGAUGGAAAGAGAUGUGUUGGUGUCAGGCAGUUCCUGCUGUUCUCUAGUCAGUUGGCUGUAAGAGGAAUCCCUUUUAACCUUUCUUCUCAGGAAGACAUCAUCCUGCCCAUCACUGGGUCACCCUCCUACUUUGUUGGGGUGGACUUUAGUGCAGAAGACGAUGCAAUAUUCUUCUCAGAUACCACAAAAAAUAUUAUCUACAAACAAAAUGUAGAUGGCACUGGCAGGGAGGUACUGGCAGCCAAUCGUGUGGAAGGAGUGGAGGACCUGGCUUAUGACUGGAUCUCAAAAAACCUUUACUGGACAGACCCCCGAUACAGGAGCAUAUCUGUCCUGAAGCUGGCAGACAAGUCCAGGAGGGCCAUUGUACAAAACCUUAAUAACCCCAGAGCCAUUGUGGUACACCCUAUUCUCGGAUAUAUUUUCUGGACUGACUGGUACAGACCAGCAAAGAUUAUGAGGGCUUGGGGUGACGGGUCACAUGCCAUGUCGAUUGUAAACACCACUCUUGGUUGGCCAAAUGGUCUAGCCAUUGACUGGAGUGCAAUGCGUCUUUAUUGGGUGGAUGCAUUCUUUGAUAAAAUUGAGCACAGCAAUUUUGAUGGACAGAGCAGGAUUUCUUUGGACCGUAUCUCACAGAUCUCUCAUCCUUUUGGCCUGACUAUUUUCGACGGCUAUGCAUACUUCACUGACUGGCGACUGGGUGGCAUCGUGCGUGUGCGCAAGACUGACGGUGGGGAGAUGGUCAUUAUUAGACGAGGAAUCAGCCACAUCAUGCAUGUUCAAGUUCCUUAACUCUAACCUCACAGAUUGGUAAGCUAUUUAUCUUUUGUAACAGCACACAUUAUUAACUGUAACCUAAACUCCCACAUUUUUCUAUCUCCUCAUAUAGGUUCAAAUUUUUGCAACAGACCAACAAAUCCAAAUGGAGACUGCAGCCACUUCUGUUUCCCAGCUCCUAACUUCCGCAGAGUGUGUGGGUGUCCAUAUGGAAUGAAGCUAUCACCUAACCAUCAGAUAUGUGUAGAGGACCCUUCGAAUGAGCCCCCCACCCUGCAAUGUGGAGUCAACUCUUUCUCCUGUGGCAAUGGCAAAUGUGUCCCGAACAGCUACAGAUGUGAUGGUGUUGAUGAUUGCCAUGACAACACAGACGAAGUCAACUGCGGAGUUCACAAUACCACAUGCUCCCCCUCUGCAUUCACCUGUGCAAACCAGCGCUGUGUUCCUGCUUCAUGGCGUUGUGAUGGGCACAAUGACUGCUUUGAUAACAGCGAUGAGAAUAACUGCCCUACACGAGUACCUGGGACCUGUCCUGCCAAUCAGUUUGCAUGUGCCAACCAGCACUGCAUCCCACAUACCUGGCGUUGUGAUACAGAUAAUGACUGUGGAGACAGUUCAGAUGAAGAAAACUGCCAUAUUGGCGGCACCUGUCAUCCUGGACAGUUUCAGUGUCCUGACCAUCGGUGUAUUGACCCUAAUUAUGUCUGUGAUGGUGACAGGGACUGUGUAGAUGGAGCAGAUGAACAAGGAUGCAUCUACAACUGCACUUUGAAUGAGUUCAAGUGUGCUAAUGGCCACCAGUGCAUCAACUCGUAUUACAGAUGUGAUGGAGUCUUUGACUGUAAUGAUCGCUCAGACGAAAGAGACUGUCCUACAAGACCUCCAGGGAUGUGCCACCACGAGAGUGAAUUUCAGUGCCAGUCGGAUGGCAGCUGUGUGCCAUCGACUUGGGAGUGUGAUGGGCACCCAGACUGUGAAGAUGGCAGUGAUGAGCAUCAUGCCUGCCCCCCUCGCACCUGCCCCUCCACAAUGUUCCGCUGUGAUAACGGCAACUGUGUACUGCCCAGCUGGAUUUGCGAUGGGGACAAUGAUUGCAGAGACAUGACUGAUGAACGGGACUGUCCCACACCUCCUUUCAGAUGCCCUAGCUGGCAGUGGCAAUGUCCUGGCCACAGUGUUUGUGUCAACCUCACCAGGGUUUGUGACAACACCCCCGACUGUCCCAAUGGGGCGGAUGAGUCUCCACUCUGCAAUGAGCCCUUACCAGAUCAGGAAAGCUGUUCAGACAACAAUGCAGGCUGCACUCAUGGUUGUAUCCAAGGCCCUUUUGGGGCACAGUGCACAUGCCCUUUAGGGUUCCAACUGAGCAAUGACUCUAAGACAUGUGAAGACAUGGAUGAGUGUAACCCCCCUGGACUUUGUAGCCAGCAUUGUUUCAAUGAAAGAGGCUCCUUCCGCUGCCACUGCCAAGAUGGCUACACCCUUGAGGCAGACCAGCGAACCUGCAAAGCCUCAGAUUCUCGAGAAGCCUUCUUGCUGGUGGCCAGUCGAAACCAGAUCAUACAGGACGAUAUUACCAGUCAGCCCAACGUGGUGCGCUCUGUGGUUCGCGAUGGACGCAAUAUUGUAGCCAUAGACUUUGAUUCGGUAACAGACCGAGUGUACUGGUCCGAUACAAGCCAGGAUCGAAUCUGGAGUGCUCAUAAAAAUGGAAGUGAAAGGACCGUGAUAUUUGACAGUGGGGUGACGGUCACCGAAAGUCUUGCCGUGGAUUGGGUAGGAAGAAACCUGUAUUGGACAGACUAUGUUUUGGAAACGAUUGAAGUGUCUAAACUGGAUGGCACCCAUCGCACUGUACUAGUGAGUGAAAAUGUGACCAACCCUCGGGGCCUGGUGCUGGACCCAAGAGAGAGCACUCACCUGAUGUUCUGGACUGACUGGGGCAGAAAUCCACGCAUUGAGAGGGCCAGCAUGGAUGGGAAGUUGAGGACUACAAUCAUAAACAACAAACUCUACUGGCCAAAUGGUCUUACCAUAGACUACCCAAACAGAUUGUUGUACUUUGCUGAUGCCUACCUGGAUUUUAUUGACUAUUGUGACUAUGAGGGCAAGAACAGAAAGCAGGUUCUAGCCAGUGAUCUGGUACUUCAACACCCCCAUGCAAUUACCAUUUUUGAGGAUUUUGUGUAUUGGACUGACAGAUACAUUAACCGUGUGAUGCGAGCACACAAGUGGCAUGGGGAGAAUCAGACAGUGAUGCUUUUUAACCUGCCACAGCCUAUGGGUCUGGUAGCUGUGCACCCCGCUAGGCAGCCUACAGGUGAAAAUCACUGUUUAAGGAGCCAUUGUUCUCAUAUAUGCCUGCUAUCAGCUGUGGGACCAAAUUACUUCUCGUGCGCAUGCCCCUCAGGAUGGACACUGGCACCAGACCAAAUCAACUGCUUGAGAGAUGAGGAACCGUUCCUGAUUAUUGUAAGAGACAGUAUCAUCUAUGGCAUUUCCUUAAAUCCCGAUGACAAGAGUAAUGACGCCAUGGUUCCUGUGGCUGGUCUCCAAAAUGGAUAUGAUGUUGAUUUUGAUGACAGUGAACAGAAUAUUUACUGGGUGGAGCAUCCAGGUGAAAUUCAUAAAGUGAGGUCGGACGGAACAAACAGGACUGAGUUGGCCCCUGCUGCCAUCCUUGGCUCCCCUGUUGGCCUGGCUCUGGACUGGAUGACUGAGAAUCUGUAUUACACCAAUCCAGCCACACAAUCUAUUGAGGUUUUGAAGCUAAAAGGGGAAGUGCAGUAUAGGAAAACUCUGAUCACAAAUAACGGCUCUCCUACUGGCGCUGGCAGUCCUGUUGGCAUAGCAGUGGACCCUGCACGUGGCAAACUCUAUUGGACAGACCACGGAACAGAAAGUGGCAUCCCUGCUAAGGUGGCAUCUGCAGACAUGGAUGGCCAAAACCCUGUCAACUUGUUUACCAAUAAUUUAGACCACAUUGAAUUCCUCACUGUGGACAUCAAAGACAAUAAGUUGUAUUGGGCUGUAACAAGCACUGGCAUGAUUGAACGUGGUGACCCAGAUGGCACUAACCGCAUCACUAUAGUAACAGGUUUGUCUCACCCCUGGGGUGUGACUGUCUACCAGGACCACCUGUACUUCACUGAUCGAGAUUUUGAGGUCAUAGAGCGUGUGGAUAAAUCCACUGGUGCAAACAGAGUUGUGUUACGUGACAAUAUAUCUGGACUCAGAGUUUUAAAAGUACAUUAUCGAGAGACCUCUGUAGGGACAUCAAAUGGCUGCACAAACAAUGCUGGUGUAUGUGAGCAGCUCUGCUUGCCUCGACUACAUGGUCUGUUUACCUGUGCAUGUGCCACAGGUUUUAGACUAAGCACAGACAACAGGACCUGUGCUCCCUACCAGUCUUUUGUCGUCAUCUCGACCUUGUCAGCUGUCAAGGGUUUUAGUAUGGAAGGAACUGAUCAUUCAGAGGCCAUGGUGCCUAUAGCUGGAAGAGGUCGUAAUGCGCUACAUAUUGAUGUCCACAUGGCGUCUGGUUUCAUCUACUGGUGUGAUUUCAGUAGUACAGUACCUACGCAGAAUGGGGUCAGACGGGUAAAGCCAGAUGGCUCAGGAUUACGUAGCCUUGUCACAUCUGGUAUAGGACGCAAUGGGAUUCGAGGCAUUGCUGUGGACUGGGCAGCAGGUAACCUAUACUUCACAAAUGCCUUCCUGACAGAGACAUACUUAGAAGUUCUUCGUAUCAACACCACAUUCCGCAGAGUUCUUCUGAAGACCGAAGUAGACAUGCCUCGGCACAUUGUGGUUGACCCAAAAAACAGGUUUUUAUUCUGGGCUGAUUAUGGUCAAAAUCCCAAAAUUGAACGUGCCCUUUUGGAUGGUACCAACCGUACAGUACUAGUGUCAUCAGGAAUAAUCACUCCUAGAGGUUUAGCGCUGGACUGGCUGACUGGUUAUGUGUACUGGGUGGAUGAUUCACUGGAUAUGAUUGCUCGAGUUAGCCCUAAUGGAGGAGAUACAGAAAUGGUAAGAUAUGGCAGCCGCUACCCAACACCUUAUGGGAUUUCAGUGUUUGAGAACAGUAUAAUUUGGGUGGAUAGAAACCUCAAGAAGGUUUUUCAAGCAAGCAAAGAACCAGGGAACACAGAACAGCCAGCUGUCAUUAGAGAUAAUGUUAACAUGUUAAGGGACAUCACCAUUUUUGACCAGCGAACCCAACCCACAAGUGCAGAGGAGCUCAAUCACAACCCCUGUAUGAUGGACAAUGGAGGCUGUGAACACUUCUGCUUUGCUCUCCCGGGGUCUGGCUCAGGUCUUCAGAACAAGAAAUGCAGCUGUGCUUUUGGAGACCUUGCAACAGAUAAUAAAAGCUGUGCAGUUUCUAGAGAUGAUUACCUAAUUUACACCACAGAGAGCACGGUGCGCAGUUUACGCUUAGAUCCUGAGGAUCAUGCACUGCCUUUUCCUGUGGUCAAUGUCCCUCGCACUACAGUGGCACUAGAUUUUGAUCUGGCUGAUGGAAGGAUCUACUUCACACAGAGUGUAGGAUCAGGAGCCAGUAAAAUAAGCUACGUCAGCCUGUCAUCCUCUACAUCAGCCCCUGUAGAGGUGGCCUCAGACCUUGGGGCUCCUGAUGGGAUUGCAUAUGACUGGAUAAACAAAAGAAUUUACUAUAGUGACUUUGUGAAUCAGAGCAUCAGCUCCAUGUCUGUGGAUGGCUCUCAGAGGACUGUUAUUGCUCAUGUACCUAGACCAAGAGCUAUCAUGCUGGAUCCCUGCAGGGGAUACAUGUAUUGGACAGACUGGGGAACACAUGCAAAGAUUGAACGUGCCACAUUGGGAGGAAACUUUAGAGUGGUGAUUGUAAACAGCAGUCUGGUUUGGCCUAAUGGACUAACAUUGGACUAUGAGGAUGAAAGGCUGUACUGGGCAGAUGCCAGCUUACAGAAGAUUGAACGAUCCUCUCUUACUGGCUCUGACCGUGAGGUCAUUGUAAGCACAGCCAUCUACCCAUUUGCAAUGACAAUGUUCGGCCAGUUCAUCUACUGGACAGACUGGAACACUCGCAGCAUUUACAGAGCCAACAAGCACGAUGGGUCUGAUCAAGUAGUGAUGGUCCAGAACCUUCCAUCUCGACCAAUGGACAUCCAUGUUUUAGCCAGCCGCAAACAACAGCAAUGCAACAGUCCCUGCUUGCAGUUUAAUGGAGGCUGUAGUCACAUCUGCACACCUGGGCCCAACGGAGCUGAAUGCCAUUGUCCGUCAGAGGGUCGUUGGUAUUUGGCUGAUAAUAAACACUGUAUACGUGACAAUGGGACACGCUGCCAGCCAGGCCAGUUCACCUGUAUGAAUGGGCGCUGUAUCCGUGCCCAGUGGAAAUGCGAUAACGACAAUGACUGUGGAGACGGGAGUGAUGAAUUGGAACGAGUGUGUGGACAUAUACUUACUUUAUUGCAUGCAGUCCCUCCGAUGCUAUCAUCUUUUAUUAGCUUGUCAGCCUUUCAUACGUGUGAUCCUACGGUCUUCACUUGUGGUAAUGGACGCUGUGUUCCCUAUCACUACCGCUGUGACCACUAUGACGACUGUGGAGACAACAGCGAUGAGGAGGGCUGCCUGUUCAGACCAUGUGAUCCCAAUACCGAGUUCACUUGCGGUAACGGACGCUGCAUUGCUAAAGAAUAUGUGUGCAAUGGCAUAAACAACUGUUACGACAAUGGUACCUCAGAUGAACAGAACUGCCCUGAGAGAACAUGUCAACCAGAGCAGACUAAAUGCCAGUCUACCAACAUCUGCAUCCCUCGGUCCUAUCUGUGUGAUGGAGACAACGACUGUGGAGAUAUGAGCGAUGAAAGCCCUACACACUGCGCUACGGCCACAUGUUCCCAGAGUGAGUUCCGUUGCUCUAGCGGCCGGUGCAUCCCUGCUCACUGGUACUGUGAUGGAGGAGCGGACUGUGCUGAUGGAUCUGAUGAACCCCAGUCCUGCACCACUCUUACUCGAACUUGCAACACUGACCAGUUUCGCUGUGAUGAUGGGAGGUGCAUUGCGUCAUCUUGGAUUUGUGAUGGGGACAAUGACUGUGGUGACAUGAGUGAUGAGGACCAGCGGCACAACUGUGCAAAUCGCACAUGCUCAAAUUCAGAGUUUACGUGUGUAAACAACCAGCCUCCCCAAAGGAAGUGCAUUCCUCAUGACUGGGUCUGUGACGGUGAUGCAGACUGCGCGGACGCAUUGGAUGAGCAUCAAAACUGCUCACGGAGAUCUUGUGGGGUCAAUGAGUUCACUUGCAGCAACGGCCUCUGUAUACGCAGCUCAUACAGAUGUGACCGACGCAAUGACUGUGGGGACAGCAGUGAUGAGCAAAGCUGUACCUACCAGCCCUGUCAGCAACACCAGUUUACCUGUCAAAAUGGCCGCUGUGUGUCCCGUGAUUUUGUCUGUGACGGGGAUAAUGAUUGUGGUGAUGAAUCCGAUGAACAGGACCACAUGUGCCAUACGCCAGCCCCCACCUGCCCCCCAGGACAGUUCAGGUGUGAAAAUGGACAUUGUAUCCCAGUUCAACAGGUGUGCAACAGAAAUGAUGACUGCAACGAUAACAGUGAUGAGAAGGGAUGUGGUAUUAAUGAAUGCACUGAGCUAUCUACUCACAACUGUGACCAUAACUGCACCGACACACCCACCAGUUUCAUCUGCACUUGUCGCCCGGGUUACCGCCUCAUGUCCGACGGCCGAACGUGUGACGAUGUGAACGAGUGUACUGAUACCCCACACGUUUGUAGCCAAAUCUGUGAGAACACUGUUGGCUCCUAUGUGUGCAAGUGUGCUCCGGGAUACCUGCGCGAGCCUGACGGACGCCGCUGCCGCCAAAACAGCAACAUUGCUCCAUACCUCAUCUUCAGCAACCGCUACUACCUGAGGAACCUGUCCACCGAUGGAGAAGCCUACUCUCUUAUCCUACAGGGUCUGACCAGUGUGGUGGCUUUGGACUUUGAUCGUGUGGAAAAGCGCUUAUAUUGGAUCGAUGUAAACCGCAGGGUGAUUGAAAGAAUGUCUUUCAAUGGCAGCAACAGAGAAGUGGUGGUCAAUGGAGUGCUGCACGGUGAGGGGCUGGCAGUGGAUUGGGUAGCCAGGAAACUCUACUGGGUGGACAGCUUCUUGGACUGCCUCAAAGUUAGUGAGCUGGAUGGACGCUUUGUGAGGAAGCUAGCUGAACACUGUGUGGACACCAAUAAUACGUACUGCUUUGAGAACCCAAGGGCACUAGUUUUGCAUCCAAAAUAUGGAUUUGUAUACUGGACAGACUGGGGAGACAAAGCAUUUAUCGGUCGUGUUGGGAUGGAUGGAACCAACAAAACAGCUGUUAUCACCACAAAGUUAGCAUGGCCUAAUGGGAUCACCAUUGACUACACUAAUGAUAUGCUCUACUGGUCUGACGCGCAUCUGAACUACAUUGAAUACUCAGAUUUGGAUGGUCGGCACAGGCACACAGUUUAUAAUGGGAAUUUGCCACAUCCAUUUGCACUUACUGUGUUUGAGGACACCGUAUACUGGACAGACUGGAACACGCGAACCAUAGAAAAGGGCAACAAAUUUGAUGGGUCUGGACGUGAAGCUUUAGUUAACACCACACAUAGACCAUUUGAUAUCCACGUAUGCCAUCCUUAUAGACAACCUAUUGCAAACAAUCCCUGCUCCGUGAACAAUGGCGGCUGUUCUCACUUAUGCUUGAUCAGUCAUGGAGGGCGAGAACAUACCUGCGAAUGCCCGGACCACUUCCUCAAUGUGCAGAUCGGAGGUGUGACCCGCUGCCUUCCCAUGUGCUCCAGCACCCAGUACAGAUGCACCAACAAUGAACGGUGUAUUCCUAUCUGGUGGAAAUGUGAUGGCCAGGCAGACUGUAGAGAUGGUUCAGACGAGCCCCCAACAUGCCCCACUCGCCACUGCAGGCUCGGACAGUUUCAGUGCAAUGAUGGGAACUGCACCAGCCCUCACUUCUUGUGCAACACUUAUUCUGACUGCCCCGAUGGCUCAGAUGAAGACCAAGUGCUUUGUGCAACCCACCAAUGUGAAGCUCACCAAUGGCAGUGUGUGAACAAGCGCUGCAUCCCCGAGUCUUGGCAGUGUGAUGGUGAGGAUGACUGCGGGGAUCAGUCUGAUGAAGACCCAGCCCACUGCUCGACCAGGACCUGCCGACCAGGACAGUUCAAGUGCCGCAAUGGGCGCUGUGUCCCCCAGAGCUUUAAGUGUGAUGUGGAUGACGACUGUGGAGACAACUCUGAUGAACCACUGGAGGAGUGCAUGGGGCCUUCAUAUCGCUGUGACAACCACACUGAAUUUGACUGCAAGACCAACUAUCGCUGUGUGCCACUUUGGUCUGUGUGCAAUGGCCACAAUGACUGCAGAGACAACAGUGAUGAGCAGGGAUGUGAUGACCUGACCUGUGACCCCAGUGGAGACUUUCGCUGUGACAACCAUCGCUGCAUUCCCCUGAGGUGGAAGUGCGAUGGAGAUGACGACUGUGGGGACAACUCUGACGAGCGCAGCUGCACUCCGCGCACUUGCACUGAGAGUGAGUUUCGCUGCGACAAUCUUCGGCUGCAUUCCGACCGUUGGGUCUGUGACCAUGACAACGACUGUGAGGACAAUUCAGAUGAAAGAGACUGUGAGUUGCGCACUUGUCAUUCUGGAUAUUUCCAGUGUGGCAGUGGACAUUGCAUUGCCGAACGAUUCAAAUGUGAUGGAAAUGCCGACUGCAUGGACUAUACAGAUGAAAUGUCAUGCCCGACACGUUUUCCCAAUGGCACAUACUGUCCUCCGUUCCUGUUUGAGUGCAGAAACCAUGUAUGCAUCCAGCCUCAGUGGAAAUGUGAUGGAGACAAUGACUGUGGGGACAGUUCAGAUGAGGAGCUCCACCUUUGCUCCUCUGUCCAGUGUGACACUCCUUUCCGUUUCCGGUGUGACAAUAACCGCUGCAUCUAUAGUCAUGAGCUGUGCAACUCUGUGGAUGACUGUGGGGAUGGCUCUGAUGAGAGGCAGGAAAACUGCCUGACACCAACACAUGGACCUUGCUCAGACGAAGAGUACAAAUGUGGCAAUGGGCAGUGUAUCCCUCUGCAGUAUGCCUGUGAUGAGUAUGACGACUGUGGGGACCAGUCAGACGAGCUGGGCUGCCACCAGGGCAGUGGACACACUUGCAGGGACAACGUCUGUGAACACAAUUGCACUGACCUCACAGAGGGAGGCUUUUUGUGUUCCUGCAGGCCAGGAUAUAAACCCAAAGAAAAUGAAAGACACAACUGUGAAGAUAUAAAUGAGUGUGAAAUUUAUGGCACAUGUCCACAAGAGUGUAAGAACACAAAAGGCAGCUAUGAAUGUUUCUGCACUGAAGGAUUUCAGUCGUUUGGUGAACCUCGGGGAACUGAGUGUGCUGCCCAGGGAAACCCACCAGUGCUACUCUUGCCAGACAAUGUUCGAAUCCGCCGUUUCAACCUGUCCAGUGAGCAGUAUUCAGACUAUGUGGAUAAUGUAGAGCACAUUCAAGCUUUGGACUAUCUGUGGGACCCAGAAGGACAAAGCCUGAGUGUGGUGUAUUGGACAGUGCUCGGACGGGGAUCUCAGUUUGGCACUAUCAAAAGGGCUUAUAUGACCACUUUCAAUGACCACGGCAACAAUCCAGUGAAAGAAGUUGAUCUUAAUCUUAGAUACAUUGCACACCCAGAUGGUAUUGCUGUGGACUGGGUUGGCAGGCACAUUUACUGGACAGAUUCAGGGACCAAUCGCAUUGAGGUGGCCAUGCUGGAUGGGCGAUACCGUAAAUGGUUGAUCCACACAGAUCUUGAUCAGCCGGCUGCUAUUGUUGUCAAUCCAUCACUUGGCAUGAUGUACUGGACAGACAGAGGCAGAAGUCCAAAAAUUGAGUCAGCUUGGAUGGAUGGGCAGCACAGGGAGGUGCUUGUGGGUGAGGAGGACUUGGGCUGGCCCACUGGACUGGCUGUGGACUAUACCAAUGGAAACAGGAUCUACUGGUGUGACUCAAAAGAAAACAUCAUUGAAUCUAUGAAACCAGAUGGCACAGAUAGAAGAAUUGUCAUGUCUGGAGAUAUUGGGAACCCAUACAGUUUAGAUGUUUUUGAGGGCCAUGUGUACUGGACCACUAAAGACACGGGGGAAGUGUGGCGGACGAACAAAUUUGGGAACGGUCACAGGGUCAGAGUUCUAACCAUCAACCCCUGGCUCACACAAGUCCGCAUUUACCAGGAGCAUCGGCACAAUCUCACAGUGACCAACCCAUGUAAAAGCGUAUGCAGUCACUUGUGCCUUCUGCGUCCUGGGGGUUACACCUGCAGCUGUCCACAAGGCUCCUCUCCGGUUCAGUUUGACUCCAACGUCUGUGAUGCAGCCAUUGAGGCACCUGUCACAAUGCCCCCUGCAUGUAGAUGUAUGAAUGGUGGAACCUGCUAUUUUGAUGAGGAGGCUCUUCCAAAGUGCAAAUGUCCAUAUGACUAUUUGGGCAGUUAUUGCGAAAUGGGGAAAGUGAAAAGUGCCCCAGCUGGGACAGCAGUGGCAGUUCUACUGGCAGUCCUCAUCAUCAUCAUUACUGGGGCUCUGGCUGUUGGGGUUUUCCUCAACUACAAACGGACUGGAUCCUUUAUCCCAUCAAUGCCAAAGUUACCGAGCCUUAGCAGUCUGGUCAAAUCUGGGGACACAGGGAAUGGAGUGACCUUUCAUUCAGGUGAAAAUGUGGACCUUGGGCCGACUCGUAUUGGUGUGUCAUUUAUUGACACAGCCAUGCAGAUGGAUGAUAAUUUUGUACUGGAAGCAGGCAGACAACCAAUGACCUUUGAGAAUCCUUUAUACGCCAAUGCAGCAGGGGUAUCUGGGGACCCAGCGGUUAUUCAUGCAACACAGGUCACAGUCAAUGUGAGUAGUGAUCCAUUGGCAAACAACUUUGUGAACCCUGUGUAUCAUGGGGAGCGAGGUGUAGCUGUGGUGGAGACUGCUGAAAGUGCAGCUUCUGAAAAGGUGCUGUUAGAGUCAAAGUGGAGCCAAUUCAAAAGAAAACUGAGGCCAGGGACCACAUUUGAAAACCCUUCAUAUUCAGAGAUGAAGGAUGAGAAGCCUGUGCAGAGCAACAGGGAGUCCUCGGAACUGUCGCCAUUUUCACCUCCAACCAAACUGCAGAAGAAGGAUCGUCCCAUGACCUUCUCUCCCACUGAGGACACUUUCAAAGACACAGCCACUCUGGUCAAAGAGGACAGUGACGUAUAACACUUGUUUCGACAAUGGGAACAAAUAAAAACACACAUUUUGCACAGAA